Paramormyrops kingsleyae is the source of this 1815-nucleotide messenger RNA. Its product is annotated as Krueppel-like factor 13. Gene Ontology annotation, molecular function: DNA-binding transcription factor activity, RNA polymerase II-specific; RNA polymerase II cis-regulatory region sequence-specific DNA binding. The record is from RefSeq and is a predicted model, not a curated record. NCBI's taxonomy places the organism in Eukaryota, Metazoa, Chordata, Actinopteri, Osteoglossiformes, Mormyridae. Gene Ontology annotation, biological process: regulation of transcription by RNA polymerase II.
ACUGCACUAAUUCGAAAGCAUUAUAUUGUCACAGUGCAGGAAAGAGGGAGGUGAGAUGCAAUAAUGGGAGUUUUCAUUUAAAAUCUACUUAACUUUUUGGCAAUCGUAUAGGCGAGAAAAUUAUAAAACAUUGGGAGAGACCUCGUCUGACGCACUGACGUUUCGAUUUCGACCGGUUUGCGAACAGGAUGUUCAUUUUGAUGAGAAGCCGGUAAGGUCAUAAAGUGAGUUUUGUAAUGAGUGACCUAGCUACUACCUCCAUAUCAGCAUCACAGAAAAGGAUCAAAGGGGAACGGAUGAUUUUAACACGCAGUUACUUUUGAAUGUCACACAUAAACAGGGAUUGUAUCUGUUAUACGAAAUGGAUCAUUUUGCAGCAGAGUGCCUUGUGUCAAUGUCCAGUCGGGCUAUUGUCCAUGGUCCUAGAGGGAACAGGGAGAUAAAACAAGAAACGCUAUCUCCCCCAAGGAUCGGAGAAGAGAGUAAAGAUACGGUGGCGAAAGACAACUUUGUGGUGGCCAGAAUUUUAGCAGAUUUCAACCAGCAGACCUCAGCCAGUCCAUUCGACCAGACAAAAAUAAAAGACGAGAACAAACAGUCACCGCUUUCAAGCGACGAUGGAAACGCUGCCACACCUACCACCAUCAACGGUAGCACCGGUCCCAAACAAAGAGUAAGGCGCAUGAGAGGAAGCGAGCACGAAUCUCCCCAAAAGAAGCACAAAUGCCACUAUUCAGGGUGUGAAAAAGUUUAUGGCAAAUCGUCUCACCUUAAAGCCCACCUAAGGACACAUACAGGAGAGCGGCCCUUCCCCUGCACCUGGCCGGACUGCAGUAAGAAGUUUGCCCGCUCCGACGAGCUGGCGCGGCACUACCGCACGCACACCGGCGAGAAGAAGUUCGGCUGCCCGCUGUGUGACAAGCGCUUCAUGCGGAGCGACCACCUGAUGAAGCACGCCCGGCGCCACUCCGGCUUCGAGCCCGGCAUGCUGAAGCGGCCCUAUGGGCCAGCCUUGGGCGUGGCCGCACGCACCGGUUCGCUCAGCGACUACAGCCGCUCGGACGCCUCCAGCCCCACCCUGAGCCCCGCCAGCUCACCUUAAGCCACACCCCCUCAUCCAGACCCCGCCCACCCACCUUAAGCCCCACCCGCACUUUCCUUCCUGGCCAGACGGAUGGCCGUGGGCCCCGUCACUCGCGUGUUGCACACUCGUCCGCUGCCUCCUAAGCGCUAAUCCCCUGUUCGCUUGCUGCACUGUAAAUAACGGCCCUGUUGUAGUGCAAUCUUUUGUGCAACUCAAAAGAAACAGAAAAAACCAAAAAAAAAUAAAUAAAAAAAAAUCGAAAACACGCCUUCCCCAGAAGGCCAUCUUUGCUUAGUAUUCAAUAUUUAUGUACUGUUUUUAGCUUAUGGCACUCGCCGGGGUAUCGAUAGUGUUCUUAUUUAAGUUUUUCUUUAAUUUUAAACAACUCAUUUCAGGUUUAAAAAUAACAACAAAAAUUAGCAACAAGGAAAAAAAACAGACAGAUGAAUCGAGCGGUAUAUAAAGUAUUCUUCACCUUUAUUUAAAUUGGGGAGGGGGGGAAUCACAUCUACACCUCAGGAUUCAGGACAGUUGUUUUAUUACUACUUACUUGACUGCACAAUACAAACAUCACUUUACUCCGAAAUUCAACUGGGUUGAAUUUUGUUCCCCGCUCAGGGACGGCCUUGCUAGCUUGAAAGAGUGAAUGCAAUGAAGACAAACACACAGAAAGCAGCCUUACACUCAACAGGAUUUGCACUCUUUUUUUUUUUUUUUUUUUUUUUUUUUUU